AUGUCACGAAGUAAUAGUAUAUACACAGAAGAUAUUGAGAUGUUUCCUACCCAUAAUGAGCAACAUCUAACGAGAGAAUACACAAAACCGGAUGGUGAAGCAAAAAGUGAAAAACUAAAUUUCGAAGGCGCUUAUAUCAACAGUCACGGGACUUUAUCCAAGACCACCACUAGAGAAAUAGAGGGCGAUUUAGACUCCGAGAUCUCUUCUCAUUCUGGUGAUGAUAAGGUUAAUCCAAUUCAACAGAUAACUACAGAGACAGGUGCGCCAUAUACUUUACUAAGUUACGGUCAGAAGUGGGGAAUGGUAGCAAUUUUAACAAUGUGCGGCUUUUGGUCUUCAUUAGGAUCUCCGAUCUAUUAUCCUGCUUUGAGACAGCUGGAGAAGCAGUUUGAUGUGGAUGAAAAUAUGGUUAAUGUUACUGUGGUUGUGUAUUUGUUAUUUCAAGGUAUAUCUCCCACAGUUAGCGGUGGCUUGGCGGAUUGCUUUGGGCGGAGACCUAUAAUUUUAGCAGGUAUGUUGAUAUACGUUGUUGCAUCCAUCGGGCUAGCAUGUGCUCCAUCAUACGGUGUUAUCAUCUUCUUGAGAUGUAUUCAGAGUAUUGGUAUUUCCCCCACAAUUGCAAUUAGUUCAGGUGUUGUUGGGGAUUUCACCCUAAAGCACGAAAGAGGCACAUUUGUUGGUGCCACCUCAGGGUUUGUUUUACUAGGUCAAUGUUUUGGUAGUCUUAUCGGUGCCGUCCUGACUGCAAGAUGGGAUUGGAGGGCUAUCUUUUGGUUUUUAACCAUUGGUUGCGGGAGUUGUUUUCUAAUUGCUUUCCUUAUUCUACCAGAAACAAAGAGAACCAUUGCAGGUAACCUUUCCAUUAAGCCUAAAAAAUUCAUCAAUAGAGCUCCAAUAUUUCUAUUGGGCCCAGUUAGAAGAAGAUUCAGAUACGACAAUCCUGAUUAUGAGACAUUAGAUCCCACCAUUCCCAAGCUAGAUUUGACAUCCGCAGGAAAAAUCCUUGUAUUACCAGAAAUUAUCCUGUCUUUAUUUCCAUCAGGGCUGUUGUUUGCUAUGUGGACGUUAAUGCUUUCAUCUAUUUCAUCGGGUUUAUCAGUGGCACCAUACAACUAUCAUUUAGUUAUUAUUGGUGUUUGCUAUCUACCCGGUGGUAUUGGCGGUUUAAUGGGUUCUUUCUUCACAGGUAGAGUUAUUGACAUGUAUUUCAAGAGAAAAGUGAAGAAGUUUGAACAAGACAAGGCUGACGGGUUGAUUCCACAAGAUGCAGAGAUCAACAUGUUUAGAGUCCGUUUAGUAUGUCUUUUACCUCAAAAUUUCUUGGCCGUCGUAGCCUAUCUUUUAUUUGGUUGGAGCAUAGAUAAGGGCUGGAGAAUCGAAUCUAUUUUGAUUACUUCAUUUGUCUGUUCAUAUUGUGCCAUGAGUACAUUAUCAACAUCGACUACGUUAUUGGUCGAUUUGUACCCAACGAAAUCGUCUACAGCAAGUAGUUGUUUCAACUUUGUCAGAUGUAGUUUGAGUACCAUCUUCAUGGGUUGCUUUGCCAAAAUGAAAACUGCAAUGACCGUAGGUGGUACUUUUACAUUUCUAUGUGCGUUGGUGUUUUUCUUCAACUUCUUAAUGUUUAUUCCGAUGAAGUACGGUAUGAAAUGGAGAGAGGAUAGAUUGUUGAAACAACAAAAAUAG
This is a messenger RNA of Saccharomyces paradoxus, 1689 nucleotides long. It is a transcript of the gene AQR1, whose product is annotated as Aqr1p. Gene Ontology annotation, molecular function: transmembrane transporter activity. The transcript has a single exon. The coding region runs from base 1 to 1689 and encodes 562 amino acids. The record is from RefSeq and is a predicted model, not a curated record. Gene Ontology annotation, biological process: transmembrane transport. Gene Ontology annotation, cellular component: membrane. Lineage: Eukaryota; Fungi; Ascomycota; Saccharomycetes; Saccharomycetales; Saccharomycetaceae.